Molecule: messenger RNA, 2542 nt
Organism: Nerophis lumbriciformis (worm pipefish)
Lineage: Eukaryota; Metazoa; Chordata; Actinopteri; Syngnathiformes; Syngnathidae
Biological process (GO): protein autophosphorylation; negative regulation of apoptotic process; regulation of mitotic cell cycle
Cellular component (GO): cytoplasm
Molecular function (GO): protein serine/threonine kinase activity; ATP binding
Source: RefSeq, a predicted model, not a curated record
UUGAUGUUUAUUUGUUAUCGUGUCCCAUGUCAAGGAAUGGAAGCCGCGACAAUAUCAAAAUCCGACGCCCGUCCGCUCGCUUGUUUGAUUUUAUAUGAGGUUUUCGAAAAAUACGCGAUUACCGCGGCGGAAUACGAUCCCCGAGAUGCACACACGAUGAAGCAACAUGGAUGACGACAAGCCUUCGUCCUCUGACAGCAACUCAGAAAAUAAAGAUUUUACCAUCUUGGUGGAAGAUUGCGGUGUGGGACCACUUAGCAAUUAUGUCCCAUUACCAAGUACUAGUGAUCCAAAAGAGGUAGCAGAUGAUUCUGGACAGUUUGAAAGGAACAAUUGGAAGGCUGAUGCAAAAUCUCAAAAUAAGACUGUCAAAAUGAAGCAGAGCUGGCAUAGACUUCACAUGUCAGUAAAGACUAAAGGCACCAAACGAUUGGAAACAAAAUCAAAGAGGAAUGGUACUGGUGUGAUGGCGAAGGGGGCCAGGAGUAGGUCCACAGAAAAACGAGAGACCCUUAUAAACAUGGCUGGGGGAUCUAAAAAGGCCCCAGAAUACGCUCCAAAGAAGCAGAAAAGUAAACCACAAGAAGGGUGCUUGACGGUUAAAAAUACCAGAGGAAACUACGGCAAAGAAACAGAGAUACUCACAAAGAAUGACAAAGGGACAACUACUGACAGGUCUACAAAGAGUGUGAGGAGUAAAGGGACUCGGAGAAAGUCAGGCACAAACCCAGAGACUGACACAAUGAGGCUGAGUGGUAAAGACAAUGAGGAGUCUAUGAAAUCAGCAUCUUCAAAAGGGAAAAAGAGAACGCUUAACACAGAACCACAGACCCUCACAAAGAAGCCAGGGGAUAAACAUUCUGAGGAUUCUAAAAAGGCUAUGCUGGUUAAAGGGACAAGGAGAAAGUUCAGUCCAGAACCAGCGACCUUUCAAAAGAAACCAACCGAGGGACUUGUGAAAAGCGGUUCAAUUAAAAGGAUGAAGACAAUAUCUAGUGCAAAACCAGAGACAUUUGUAAAUAAACCAAGGACUCAAUCCUCUAAGGUGUGUGAGGAAGGAGAGACCAAAUGUACAGAUAUCCUUAUGGAGAGGUGUGUGAAAACUUUGCCAGCAACACUGGAUACCCUCUUAAGGGACCAGAGUGGAAUACCCACUAAGUUGUCCUUGGUGUUCUUUGGGGAGAAAAAGACAGAGACAUCGAGUGAGAGGAGUGACGUCAUCCCACCCAGGUACAACGAUCCAUCAACCACCCAACAAGUCGCAACCAAUCGAGCCUUGUUUGCCCAGAAAUAUCACCAACUUGAGAAGCUUGGCGAAGGAGGCUUUGGAUCAGUUUAUGCCGGUUACAGGAAGACCGAUUACUUUCCGGUUGCAAUCAAGUACAUACCCAAAGAGGUCAAAUGUGUCCUAUUGAACAUCAACGGAUUGAAGAAAGACAUCCCUGUAGAGGCAUUACUCAUGCUACAAGCGUCAAUUAAAAAGAAUUCUAAGGGACAAUCUGCAGUUGUGUCAUUGUUGAACAAAUAUGAUCUGGAGCACGAUAUUGUUCUGGUCAUGGAGAGACCGGUGCCAUCUGUGGACCUGUUCACGUACAUUACUCGAUGUCGACUUGGCACCCUGCAGGAGUAUGAGGCACAGAACAUCAUGAAGCAGCUGGUGGACGCAGCUAUCAACAUGCACGCUGUGAAUGUUUUCCAUCGAGAUUUAAAGCAAGAAAACAUUCUGCUGGAGGCCACUUCCGGUGUCCCUCGAGUACGGAUCAUUGACUUUGGCUGUAGCUGCUUUGCAUCCAAUGGGCCUUACCAGAACUACAACGGAACCCAGUGUUACGCUCCUCCAGAGUAUGUUCUAAGACAGACAUACAGCGCUGGUCCAACCACGGUGUGGCAUCUAGGUGCUCUUCUCUUUGAGUUGAUGGCUGGAACAAAGCGGUUUGACACCACCAUGUUCCUUUCCCAGAUGCUACGAUUGAAUAGGGUUCUGUCAGAAGAAUGUGAAGAUUUUCUGUGGAAAUGCUUGAAUUUGGAUCCAGAGAAGCGUGCCACCUUGGAGCAGAUGCAGCAGCACCCGUGGCUCAUAUGAUAAUGCACAGAAGCCUUUCCCCAAUGUCACUUGUAUGAUACGUCGAUGAGGGAAAUACCUCAAAUAUCUUUCAGAAGAGUUUGGAUGAAAGUUGGGUACAUCACAUUUAUUUAUAAGGGACCAAGUCACAGACCUAAACAGCCCAGUUUCAGAAAACUACUAAUGUUGCAUUAUCCCAACGUUGGAAACAAUAUUUACACGCUCACAGUUUGGCUUAUGAUGUCUGGUGAAAUUCUGAGUCAACCAUCAUCAAUUUGAAGCUUCAACAUAAUGCAUUUUUAUGCUUAACCUAAUGAUAAUUUGUAGGUAUUUGCAUACUUGCCAACCCUCCCGAAUUUUCCGGGAGACUCCCGAAUUUCAGUGCCUCUCCCGCAAAUCUCCCGGGAAUUUCUACCGAUUUCCAGCCGGACUUAAGGCACGCCGCCUCCAGGACCGUGCGGACCUGAGUGAGGACAGCCU